CCAUCCGUCUUGGGCCUGUGCAGAACACCAAUGGCAAUGGGGCUGGGCGGGGAGAUGCCCACAUCCAAGAUGGCGUCCCCAAGAGCUGGGAGCGGGUGACCGGCGGCGGCGGCGGCGGCGGCGGCGGGGAAGCGGCCUGGGUCCGGCCCUCAGAUUCCGGGGUCCUGGGGGUGGCAUCCCGCGGGCGCCUCCCCCCCGUGGCCCGCCUACCAGGACCUCCCCGGGCCAGAGCCAUGGCCGCCGAGAACAGCAAGCAGUUUUGGAAGAGGAGCGCCAAGCUGCCGGGGAGCAUCCAGCCCGUGUACGGAGCGCAGCACCCUCCUCUGGACCCUCGGCUCACCAAAAACUUCAUUAAAGAACGAUCAAAAGUCAAUGCUGUUCCUCUGAAGAAUAAGAAGGCCUCGAGUUUUCACGAGUUUGCCCGGAAUACCAGUGAUGCUUGGGACAUUGGCGAUGAUGAGGAAGAAGACUUUUCCUCACCUUCUUUGCAGACUCUGAACUCAAAAGUUGCCUUGGCAACUGCCGCCCAGGUCUUAGAAAACCACAGCAAGCUGAGGGUAAAACCAGAACGGUCCCAGUCCACAACAUCAGACGGUCCUACAGGCUACAAGGUCAUAAAGUCCAGCAGUGAUGCCCAGCUGUCCAGAAACUCCAGUGACACAUGUCUGAGGAACCCACUCCACAAACAGCAGUCACUCCCUCUCCGGCCCAUCAUCCCCCUCGUAGCCCGGAUCUCAGACCAGAAUGCUUCCGGGGCACCCCCCAUGACAGUCCGGGAGAAAACCCGCCUAGAAAAAUUCCGUCAGCUUCUCUCCAGCCACAACACUGACUUAGAUGAGCUGAGGAAGUGUAGCUGGCCAGGGGUUCCCAGGGAGGUUCGGCCUGUAACCUGGAGACUCCUGUCGGGCUAUCUCCCAGCAAACACCGAGAGGCGGACGUUGACCCUGCAGCGGAAGCGGGAGGAGUAUUUUGGCUUCAUUGAGCAGUAUUACGACUCCAGAAACGAGGAGCAUCACCAGGACACCUACAGACAGAUUCACAUUGACAUUCCAAGGACGAAUCCUCUCAUUCCAUUGUUCCAGCAGCCACUUGUACAGGAGAUCUUUGAAAGAAUUCUAUUUAUUUGGGCCAUCCGACACCCUGCCAGUGGGUAUGUCCAGGGAAUUAAUGACCUGGUCACUCCGUUCUUUGUCGUCUUCCUCUCAGAAUAUGUGGAAGAGGAUGUGGAGAACUUUGACGUGACCAACUUGUCUCAGGAUAUACUGCGAAGCAUUGAAGCUGACAGCUUUUGGUGCAUGAGCAAGCUGCUGGAUGGGAUCCAGGAUAACUAUACCUUUGCACAGCCAGGGAUCCAGAAGAAGGUCAAGGCCUUGGAAGAGCUUGUUAGCCGGAUUGAUGAGCAGGUACACAAUCACUUCAGGAGGUACGAGGUCGAAUACCUACAGUUUGCCUUCCGAUGGAUGAACAACCUGCUCAUGCGGGAGCUUCCUCUUCGCUGCACCAUCCGCCUCUGGGACACAUACCAGUCUGAACCGGAAGGCUUCUCCCACUUUCAUCUCUACGUGUGUGCGGCCUUCUUGAUCAAGUGGAGGAAAGAGAUCCUGGAUGAAGAAGACUUUCAGGGUCUCCUCAUGCUGCUACAGAAUCUACCUACGAUACACUGGGGCAAUGAAGAGAUCGGGUUGCUUCUGGCUGAGGCAUACAGACUCAAGUACAUGUUUGCCGAUGCCCCCAAUCACUACCGCCGAUAGGUGCUGUCUCCUCUGGGGACCCAGACUGCCCCCAUCUUUGAUGGCAAUUCUCAUCACUGUGGCCACUGAGCGAGCCAUGGACCUUGGCUGGGAACCACUCCUGCUGUACAAAGCUCCCCCCGCCGCCGCCCAGGUUUCAACUUCUUGGCAUCCACCACUCCAUGUCUCUGGAUGUGUCUCUUGGACCACUCUCAGUAUUCCAUGCCAUGUGGAUGGGCCCAGUUCUGGGAGAGGACAGAAAAGGAGGUACAGGGUUGUCCGCCCCUUUAAAAGGAACUGGACAAAAGCAAAAGGGGGAGGCUCAGGGUCUCAACUCACAUUGUCCCUACACAGGCUGGCUGGCCCUUGCCUCUAGGCCUCAACGAUACCAAUUUUCUUUUUUUUUUUUUUAACAAAACAGGAAACACACACAAAAUUUAUUAAAUGCCUAAGGCAGGGGAUUAUUAGGCUGAUAACCUUUGCUUUUUGUGACUCACUUUGAGUUGAUCACCGUUGUAUGUGUUCAGAAGACCCCUGGCCCCGCUUCCUGCUUCUGGCUCCCUCACCGCACUCCCUCUGCUGUGUCUGAGCCAGUCAGAUGGAGGAGGCACCAAGGCUCAUCACUCUGGGAAGAGACCUAUUCCUAAGGGCUAGGACUUUUCUUUUUCCUUUUCUCACCAGAUGUCUAUGUGCGAGUGUAUACCAAGCCCAUCAGCGUUCUGUCACUGUCUGAGUUUCAGUGUCUGGUCUAGCCCAUCAGCACCCAGUGACCAAGCUGAGAAGGAUCAGGGCCAGGCAGGGAGGAGGGGGUUUUUCCCCUCUCCAAACCUUUUUUCCAUGAUGACCCACUCCAAGAUAUUAUGUGUAAAUUGUGUUAUUAUGUAUAUGGUAAAGAUGUACAAAUAUAUGUCCUUUGUAGCAGAUAUGAUUUUAUAUUUAUAAUGUGCAUCGACAUGUGAAAGCAAUCCUAGGUCACUAGCACAGAUGAAGUUGCCUGACUGGUGGCUUCUUUGGUCCGUUCCUGGGCACCCUGUCUUUGGGGGGGGACAGACUAGCAGUCUGCUGGAGUGGGUAUGGCUAAGAUGGAGCCAUCAGCCCACACAUCAGUGUCUCAGUUUUUCUUUUCUCCCAUCAUCCCAUGCCUCCUCAGCCUGGACCCUACCCCUCUCUUUAGCUGUGGAGCACCCCGCCCAUUGCCCCUAGUAC
Messenger RNA from Dipodomys ordii (Ord's kangaroo rat), 2936 nucleotides. It is a transcript of the gene Tbc1d22b, whose product is annotated as TBC1 domain family, member 22B. Gene Ontology annotation, molecular function: GTPase activator activity. The transcript has 13 exons. The record is from RefSeq and is a predicted model, not a curated record. Lineage: Eukaryota; Metazoa; Chordata; Mammalia; Rodentia; Heteromyidae. Gene Ontology annotation, biological process: activation of GTPase activity. Bases 234 to 1751 code for a protein of 505 amino acids.